Messenger RNA from Didymosphaeria variabile, 684 nucleotides. RefSeq lists its product as uncharacterized. Bases 1 to 684 code for a protein of 227 amino acids. NCBI's taxonomy places the organism in Eukaryota, Fungi, Ascomycota, Dothideomycetes, Pleosporales, Didymosphaeriaceae. The record is from RefSeq and is a predicted model, not a curated record. The transcript is spliced from 2 exons.
AUGGCGCAUCACAUAGAAGAUCGCUGGCUCUGGCUGGGCUUAGGCGUCUUCACCUUCUUCGCAGUCAAAGGCGUAGCCCACGGCCUCCGCCGCAUCGUUGCUCUCACAGAAGUCCACAAAUCGCCUCCCCCAAUCCCACCAAACCGCACCGAAGACGCUAUCAAAUCCUCGUCACUUGCGACCCUAGCGACGUGCGAAAAUGUAGAGAUACGCAAGGCAGCCACCAAGAUCUUACUUGACCGCUUCAUUGCGCACCCUUCCGCAUACAAACACCUAGUCCGCGAUGCGAGCUCCCGGAACGAAGAGUGCAAGCAUGCUGCGUACAUAGCGUUCAGUUUGCUCGAAGAGUACGGCUACGUGGCGCAUCAGUAUGGGGUGCCGCCACCCACACCUGCUACUCCACAGACGCAUCGCGCAACGAGAAGGGAGUGGUUGAGGGAAGGGCCGACAAGGCUUGGGUUGGAUGGAGAUAUCGAGGAAAGGGACUUGAGGAGGCGGAGAAGAGAGGCUAUGGUGAUCAAUGAGGGUGACCGUCCGGUUAGCCAGGAGGAUGUGUGGAUGAGGGACGGAGAGGGUCGCUUGAGUACCGAAGAGCAGGCGCGACCGCGAACUGGAUUCGAGUCCUGGCAAGCAUUGGCAGUCCCACGGAGAGUGACUGAAUCCAGUGACGGGCGAGCUGGUUAG